AUGAUCGAUCCAAGAAUUAGCUCCACUGUCCGAGGUAAUGAAUUUCGCUACGAGCGUCACAUCUCUCUGGAACAGUGCCGUGAAUCUUGCAUUGACACUUUGUCAUGCCGAGGAUUGGCAUUUACCAAGGAAUCUCGACGUGGACGUUCCGGCGAUUGUCGUCUGUUUCGUGAGCCGGAUGGCGGUAACAGUCGCUUUGAUGUCGGUGUUGAUCAGGAGGAUAGGACUCUUCCAAUCAAUUGUGGAAAAUGGUGUCAUCUUGAGCAAAACGAAUGCAAUCGUGGCGAGGUAUUUCCAUUGAUUCAGCAGACAGAGCAUGAACCAUAUUCAACACCAGGAACGAUUAUUUGGAAACUUGAGGAUUCGAAACUCCGGAACAUGAAUUCUCAGUUACAGAAAAUUUUAUUUGCACUAAGAUUCAAAGGACGCAUUCUUUGUGAGGCCGAAUCCUGCGGCGCUAUACAUAUAUUUCUGAUCAAUGAGGAAGGAGAUGAAACAUUCUGCACCAGCAUAAACACUGAUUUAAUAUCCACCUUGGAUCGAUACACAAUUCAAUGUCGAGAGGAUAGUUCUAUCACCAAUUUAGGAUCUGAUACUGUUGCCAUUAGAAUGACGCCCUCAACGCUUGACCAGUCGGCUCCAAAACUAGAGAUCAUUGAAGGAAGUGCUAGAUUUAUUCUAAUUGACAAAAGAAGGCAAAUCAACAGUGUAUCAGAAAUACCAAUUCGUCCAGAAGAAUUCUUUGUAUUGCCUCUGCUCAAUCCAGAACGAGAAUCAGUUUCAAUCACAAAAGAAGUUGAGACUUCAAGAGCAUUAAGUGAAUCUUUCGUAAAUGUUAAACAGACCGAGCAUCGUUCGGAACCAGAAGUGGUAACAGACGCUUCAAAGGAAAAUGGUAUCUUAGAUAACCAGUCAAUUACUUCAUUCGAGAAGUCACUUCAGACUGAACCUAUUCUAACAGAACCGUCAACAAUUUUACCAACGAAACCUCCAAAGAUUCUCCAAGAUAUGGUUCUGAGUUCGAAGUUAGACGACGACUCUAUCAAAAAGAUUGACAGCGAUGUCGUCUCUGAAGCAGACCAUUACCUGAAUCUUUCUGAAAGCUUGGAGGAAGAAGAUGAGACAUUUGUUUCAGAAAGUGAAACUGAAAAUAUGCACCUUGUACCCCUGAUGACAACAAAUAGUACACCCGGCCCUUUGAGACAGGAACCUGAUCUGAAUUUUGCCAUAAAAAAUCCGUCACUAUCAACCGAAAAUUGGAAAAGCCAUGAGGACGAGUAUGUAACGGAACUAGAAAGCCCAAGGCAUUAUAAUGAAGACAGGGAUUAUGAAAUGGUUGCAAAUAAAUUCGAUUCUAGUGUUGAUCCAGUAAAUGAAUUUGAACAAUACUUUCCAUCAGAAGACUUAUCAAAUCCUAAAAGACCAGAUUAUCCACCCAUGACUCCCAAUCCCAUGCAACGCGAUGCUGAAGACUCCAACCAGGUGGCGGAACAGCCAAUUUUAAGAAAACGCAAAAAUAUAACCGCCACGUCGGAAGCAAACCAUCUCUCACCAAGUGAUGUUCAAGUCGCUGGAUCUCUUUCCAAAGUCAAUUUAUUUAUGAUUAUUACCAUUGUUUCUGUUAUUAUUCUGGCGUUAGUUGCUGGAAUCGUUUGGUUUGUAUGCAUCCGUGGGAACUAG
Molecule: messenger RNA, 1680 nt
Organism: Rodentolepis nana
Lineage: Eukaryota; Metazoa; Platyhelminthes; Cestoda; Cyclophyllidea; Hymenolepididae
Source: the annotation of a GenBank genome assembly